AUGUCCUCACGUAGGUCAUCGACCGCCUCAGAAGGCGAAAUCAUCGAAUCAGGUUCGGAGACGAAGGCAACUACGUCGCAAUCUCACCUUAAUGGCAACAGCGUUGACCGUCCCACCAGACUUAGUUCAUCCGCAUCGGUGACCAAGUCGCCUCGUCGCCAGAGAUCUAGGACCAGGUCGCGGUCGCGGUCGCGGUCGCGCUCUCCGUACCGAGACUAUAGAGGAUAUAAGCGUCGACGGGAGGAACACUACGACUAUGAUGACUAUGGAUAUGACUAUGAUGACGACAAACGCUCCGGACGAACGCCACCGCCGCGACGCGUGGGCCAUCGACAUGACAAUGAUCGAGGAUACCAGAGGCAACCUAGGUCUUACUACGACUACGACCGUGAAGAAAACCAGCUUGCGGAUCUUCGAUACGACGAUGACUAUGACCGACGGAGGGAGAAGCGGCAGCGUACGCGGAGUCGAUCGCCUUACCGCGGGGUUCGGAAACGCAAACAAUACUCGGGCGACGAGUGGGAAUCGCAGCGAUCGCGGAGAGAGGGCAGCGAGGCCUCACAGAGCAAACCAAGGUCUUCUACUGAACAGUCAGUGAGCGAACGGGGGAGACCCUCAGCUGUCGCUCGAGAUUCUAGACAGGAUGCUGAAACUCAGGAAAAUCAGGUUCAGGCAGCUUCCACGGCCGCUUCCACGGAUGGUGACAAUAGUGUAAAUGGCCAAGAUUUCGCCGAGCCGGUCGAACCUCUUGACGAAGCCGCUCAGCUCGAGGCCCGGCGUAAACGGCGCGAAGCCAUCAAAGCUAAAUAUAGAGAGCAGGCGACGCCCCUGCGCAUUCAAGCACUGCAUCUCGGUGGUGAUAGGGGUGCAACCCCCACGAGCGAAGCGGCUACCCCGAGUAACGAGACACCAGACUCGGCGGCCACUCCGGACGGCAAUUCGUUUCCCGACUUUAGCAUUGGCAAGGACUCGGACUUGGUGCAAGACGGCGCCGCGGACGGUGCGGACAAAGAUGAGCCUUCAGCUGCAGACUAUGAUCCUACUAUUGACAUGAAAGCCGAAAGAGAAAGGCACGGCGGGCAGAGUAACGAAGUUUCUGCCGCGAGCUAUGAUGAAACGAAGACCACCAAGCAGGAUGUGCUCAUCCCGGACGCGCCGCCGCAGCCGGAACCAAAGGCAAAAGAUCCUUAUGAUAUGUUUGCUGAUGACGAUGAUGAUAUGUUCGCUGAAGAUACGGAAGAAACGACACAGCCAGCGCAUGCGUCCGCCAUUGCUGUACCUCAAGCUCGAGAGCUCGACGUCAGCAUGAUGGACAACUGGGAUGAUCCGGAAGGAUACUAUAACCUCCGGAUCGGUGAGUUGAUUGACGGGCGUUACCAUGUGCAACAGAAUCUGGGCAAGGGAAUGUUCUCGUCUGUCGUUCGGGCAAAGGAUUCAAAGACCGGUAGUGUUGUGGCAAUCAAGAUAAUCCGCCAGAAUGACACGAUGAAGAAGGCUGGGCUUAAGGAGAUCGACAUCUUGGAGAAACUCCGCGAAGCAGACCCGGAUGACAAGAAACACAUGAUCAAGUUUGAACGGAGCUUCGAGCACAAGGGUCAUUUGUGCAUGGUGUUUGAAAAUCUCAGCAUGAAUCUGCGCGAGGUGUUGAAGAAGUUUGGCCGAGAUGUAGGGUUGAACCUGCGUGCGAUUCGAGCAUACGCCCAACAGAUCUUCCUGGGAUUGAGCCUAAUGCGCAAGUGCAAUAUCCUCCAUGCUGACCUGAAGCCCGACAACCUGUUGGUCAACGAGCAGCGCAACGUACUCAAAGUGUGCGACUUGGGUUCUGCAUCGCCAGCUUCAGAUAAUGAAAUUACUCCAUAUCUGGUCAGUCGGUUCUACCGCGCACCAGAAAUCAUUCUAGGCAUUCCAUACGACUACGCCAUCGACAUGUGGUCCAUUGGCUGCACGCUGUUCGAGCUCUACACAGGCAAGAUCCUUUUCACGGGGCGCAAUAACAACCAGAUGCUCAAAUCGAUCAUGGAAUGUCGUGGCAAAUAUCCGCCCAAGCUCCUCCGGCGCGGUUCCCUGGCGCACCUCCACUUUGACGAUAUGGCCAACUUCCACAGCACAGAAGAGGACAAGAUCACCGGACGCCUCGCCACCCGGGUCAUGGACUUCAAGAAGCCCACUCGUGAUCUCAAGACCCGAUUGAUGGGCAAGGACACGCGCGGGAUGUCAGAUAGCGAAGCGAAGGAGCUGGCUCUGUUUGUCGAUCUGCUGGAUCGGUGCCUCAGUCUUAAUCCGGAGAAGCGAUGCACGCCAGCUGAGGCGUUGAAGCACCCGUUUAUUUCGCGCCCAAAGGUCUGA
Messenger RNA from Aspergillus mulundensis, 2346 nucleotides. Its product is annotated as putative serine/threonine protein kinase (Prp4). Gene Ontology annotation, molecular function: ATP binding; protein serine/threonine kinase activity. The transcript is spliced from 3 exons. Gene Ontology annotation, biological process: mRNA cis splicing, via spliceosome; peptidyl-serine phosphorylation; peptidyl-threonine phosphorylation. NCBI's taxonomy places the organism in Eukaryota, Fungi, Ascomycota, Eurotiomycetes, Eurotiales, Aspergillaceae. The record is from RefSeq and is a predicted model, not a curated record. Bases 1 to 2346 code for a protein of 781 amino acids.